AUGGUGACCGCCAAGAUAUACGCUUCCCAGCUACAGAGUUUGGCCAACGCUAUUCGAAGGAUGCGUCUACAGCGAAAAAAUGAUUAUCUUCUUCAUGGCAGCGCUCGGCAGCACUGCGAAACUGUCUCAUCAGAAAAUUGCUGA
Molecule: messenger RNA, 144 nt
Organism: Haemonchus placei
Lineage: Eukaryota; Metazoa; Nematoda; Chromadorea; Rhabditida; Trichostrongylidae
Source: the annotation of a GenBank genome assembly